Molecule: messenger RNA, 740 nt
Organism: Eurypyga helias (sunbittern)
Lineage: Eukaryota; Metazoa; Chordata; Aves; Eurypygiformes; Eurypygidae
Product: selenium-binding protein 1-like
Exons: 6
Molecular function (GO): selenium binding
Source: RefSeq, a predicted model, not a curated record
AGAAGUGUGGAGCGUGCGGUCCGGGCUUCGCCUCGCCGCUGGAUGCAAUGAAAGGUCCCCGGGAGGAGAUCGUGUACGUGCCCUGCAUCUACAGGAACACUGGGAGGAAGAAACCUGAUUUUCUGGCCACGGUGGAUGUCAACCCCAAAUCUCCCCGCUAUUGCCAGGUGAUCCACCGCCUGGCCAUGCCCAACGUGGGGGACGAGCUGCACCACUCGGGGUGGAACGCCUGCAGCAGCUGCUUCGGCGACGCCGCCAAGAAGCGUGACCGCCUGAUCCUCCCCAGCCUCAUCUCCUCCCGCAUCUAUGUGGUGGACGUGGGAACCGACCCGCGAGCUCCCAGGCUUUUCAAGGUUAUCAACGCGGAGGACGUCUUCUGGAAGUGCAACCUGGGCUACCCGCACACCUCCCACUGCCUGGGCAGCGGUGAAAUCAUGAUCAGCACCCUGGGAGACCCGGCCGGCAGCGGGAAAGGCGGCUUCAUCCUGCUGGACGGAGAGACCUUCGAGAUCAAGGGCAACUGGGAGAAAGGGGACAAGAUCCCCCCGAUGGGUUACGACUUCUGGUACCAGCCACGCCACAAUGUCCUGAUCAGCACGGAAUGGGGGAUCCCCAAAUGCCUGGGAUAUGGCUUUGACCCCACGGAUCUGAAGAAAGCUUUCCCCCCCGUCCCCGACGCCCCCGGGGGCUUCGUGGCCUGCACCAUCAGCAGCGCCAUCCACCGCUUCUACAAGACCGAG